UGGGUUUUUUUGCACAUGUGAAUAAACUGGCCUGAGGACCCAAUCUCAUGGUAGGAGUAUAACAGAGUUAGGAGUUCUGGGAGUUGCCUAGUCUUGAACUUUAACAAAUCUGCAUUCUUCUUAAAGGAAGAUUCCCCACUGAGAAAGAAUAUCAAGUGAAACAUCUGGUUUCAAGGAAAGUGACUAAUACACUUGUUUUAAAACUAUGGAACAGAGAUGAGUUAAUUCCUUCUGAGACACAUGAAAGAUUUAUUUUUAAAAAAUGAAUUACACAAAUAUGACCCACUGUUCUGUGAAUUUUGAGAUUUCCAAGACCAUGCGCCUCUCCAUGUUCUCCCUGGUGCUGUCAGCUGGUUUGCCCCUGAAUUGCAUGGCUGCCUGGUUUUUGUUGUGUCAGAUCAGGACCAAGAGCAUCCUCAGCAUCUACAUGAUAAACAUGGUGGCCACCAACCUCCUUCAGAUUUUGACCAUUCCGUUCUGGAUCCACUAUACCUACCUGGGACACAGGUGGAUCUUAGGGAGGGAGACCUGCAUAGCAAUUAGCUUUCUGUUCACCACGAAUUUGUAUGCCAAAGUUGCUUUUCUGUGCCUUAUUGCCAAGGAACGUUAUUUCAACAUCGUUUUCCCGAUGCGUUGCCAUGGCCUGGGCACUAUAAGCAUUGCUGUGAAAAUCAGCUUCUCUGCGUGGAUGUUUACAGUUUUCUUUUGCAUCUUGGGAUCCUACCUAAUAUAUGAAGAAAAGGAAGAGACCGAAUUCUGCCACGAAGGCUAUCCUGUUACACAAAAGUAUGCUCUGUUCAAAAUGUACACCAUGUUCUUCUCCUUCUUUGGACCACUUGGACUGAUAGGAUUUUUCUAUGGCAGCAUCCUGUACAAAGUCAGGGAAAUGAGAAAUUUGGAGACAAAAAAGGAAGUCUAUGGAUGUAUUCUUCUCACUAUGGUGACAUUCAUUUUGGUCUUUGGACCCUAUCAAGUGACAUCCUUCCUUAAGAAUUUCUUGGAAAGUAGAAAGAGGGGAUCGGAUUUUUGUGCAAAAGAGGAAGCACUUUUUCUUCCUAGAGAAAUCUCUUUGUGUAUGAUGACUCUUGGUAACAUUCUAGAUCCUGUGCUUUACGUCUUACUCAUAAAAAGCACACGAGAUAAAUUUAUAGCCUCAUGUAAAUGUUUGUGUUUUUCCCAUCAGUAACUGGUCAUUUAACAGAGGAAAUUUAUAUGCUCAACUUAAAAUUAAACAUUAUUAAGUGCCUAACCCUAACCCUAACUCUAACCUGACCCUAAUCCUACUUCUAACUCUAAAUUUUUACUGCACACCUGCAUAAAAUAAAGCCCAGAGAAAAGGGCAUCCUGGAUAGGGAAAUGAACUUGGUUUUCAGAAGAUCUGCAUUCAAAACUAGCCUCAGAGAAAUACUAGCUGUGUGAAGCUCUCAGCCUCCAUUUCCUCAUCUUUAAAAUGAAGAUAAUGAUAGCAUCCCCCUCACAAGGUAAUUGGGUGGAUUAAGUGAGAUAAUAAAUGUAAUAUGGUUUGCAAA
Molecule: messenger RNA, 1529 nt
Organism: Sarcophilus harrisii (Tasmanian devil)
Lineage: Eukaryota; Metazoa; Chordata; Mammalia; Dasyuromorphia; Dasyuridae
Product: probable G-protein coupled receptor 132
Exons: 2
Coding region: 263-1186 (307 amino acids)
Biological process (GO): G protein-coupled receptor signaling pathway
Cellular component (GO): membrane
Molecular function (GO): G protein-coupled receptor activity
Source: RefSeq, a predicted model, not a curated record